AUGGCUGCGGAUGCGAACAACCUCACCGAGCAGUACGACUGGUUCAGCGAGGAGAACCGAACAAACCGAGUAACCGAGAGGCUGGAUACUGCCGGCUGCCUGUUUCUAUCCAUACUGCCCUAUGGACAGGCAGUUUCAGCGCUCAUAUGGAUUUUUGUGUUGCUGACUGUCUUCUCAUUUCUGAUUAACGGGCUUACCCUGUUCGGGAUCGGACGGUCCGAGGAUCUCUCCUGGGACACGCGCGUUGCUUUCUUUAAGAAUCUGAUUUUGAGCGACCUUUUGCAGACCGUCACCAUCGGUCCGACGGUCAUCUACUCACUAGUCCAACGCAGGACGAUUGCGUUCAGCACCUGGUGUCACACCCAGUACUUCGUGGGCACCGUGAGCAUCUUCUCCAGCCUUCUCACCAUCACGUGCAUGGCGCUGGAGCGCUACGUUUACGUGUGCCACGCCAUCCGCUACUUGGUCAUCAUCACUCAGGUGCGCCUCCGGCUAGCCCUGAUCAUCAUCUGGGUCUACUCCGUCAUCAUCAGCACCAGCAACAUGCUGUUGGUGCACACGUUGGGAGUGCAAAAGAAUGAGACGUUUACCAGUGGGCUACUGUGCGAGCCGGACAUAGUGGAGCGGCAUAUGGGAUUCCCCCGUGCCGCAGCUGUCUUUCGCAAACUUCUGGGCUCCUUUACUCUGCUGAUCUGCCUGCUGGUCAACGUGUUCUGCUACUCAAGGAUGUACAAGGAUGCGCGCAACGCGGUCAUACCGUUCCACGCGGUCAACACCAAGGCGCGCAAUACCGUGUUGUUCUACUGCAGCAUGCUGUGCCUGCAGUUGCUCCCGCUGCUGCUCAAAGUGAUCUCGGACGCGCUGUGGGCGGUGGAGGGCACCGCGGCUAUGAUGGCACUGCCUUCUCAGGCGACGCCGAAACCAUCGUACUCGGCAGCCGUGCUCCACAUGUCCAUGUUGGUAAUGCUUUUAGUGCCACCGUGCAUCAACCCGCUGGUGUACGGGCUGAGGAACGUGGAGAUGAGGCUUUCGAUGCUCAGCCUGUUCCGGUUGAGGAGGCAGAGAAGGGGCGCGGAUGCGCGCGUAGUGGAGGAGAUAAGAAUUGGAAACAUUGUGCCUCAAAACCGAGCCCAGGCGGGGUAG
Messenger RNA from Perca fluviatilis (European perch), 1143 nucleotides. RefSeq names its product olfactory receptor 14A16. Gene Ontology annotation, biological process: G protein-coupled receptor signaling pathway. Lineage: Eukaryota; Metazoa; Chordata; Actinopteri; Perciformes; Percidae. Gene Ontology annotation, cellular component: membrane. The record is from RefSeq and is a predicted model, not a curated record. Bases 1 to 1143 code for a protein of 380 amino acids. The transcript has a single exon. Gene Ontology annotation, molecular function: G protein-coupled receptor activity.